AUGCUGCAUGGAACUAUAGUCACUGGGGCAGCAACUUGGACGGUGCACAAAUAUUUUGUACUCUUAUCAGAGAUUUGGGAUGCACUCCGAGCCGCUGCAGAGGCUGACAUAAAUCUUGCACAAGCAAUUGUGGACAGUGCUGGUGUCAUUGUUCAAGCCCCAGACUUGACAGUUUGCUAUGAUGAGAGAGGCGCCAAGUACGAGUUGCCAAAGUAUGUUCUGAGUGAGCCAACUAACUUGAUUCAGGAAAGCUGA
Messenger RNA from Thlaspi arvense, 255 nucleotides. NCBI's taxonomy places the organism in Eukaryota, Viridiplantae, Streptophyta, Magnoliopsida, Brassicales, Brassicaceae. The record is from the annotation of a GenBank genome assembly.